Molecule: messenger RNA, 831 nt
Organism: Soboliphyme baturini
Lineage: Eukaryota; Metazoa; Nematoda; Enoplea; Dioctophymatida; Soboliphymatidae
Source: the annotation of a GenBank genome assembly
AUGUUUGACGUCUAUCUAGGACCACUGGAAGUUCUCCACUACAUAUUGGAAGGAGAUGAAGGCGAUGUGCACAGCUUGGAGGCGCAUCCGCUGUUCAGCGAAUUGCUAUUUCUUGAAUCCAAUUGCGAAGACGAAACGGCCGAUGAAUGCUGUUGGGUUGAAAGGUCAAGGUGGCUAAAAUUUGAGGAAAGGGCUGAGCUGGAUAGUGGAAGAUGGUCUAAGCCUCUUAUCAGCUUGUUAAGUUUUCAAAGUUUGCAACAGCUGAGGGGAUGCUUCAAGAAAUCGGCUCCUUUUCUACAGAACCAGGUGACGUCGUUCAACCAACUAGCAGAGCAGAUCGUCGAAAACCUACUGAAAGAGGGCGAUAUCCAACGCUCUGAAGCAAAAAUUUGCAAAGAAUGUCUUCAGUCGCCGAAGAAGCACCUGGUGGGUAGCAGAUUCGCCACCGGAAUAAAUGACGAAAAAGAAAAACCCCAAACCCAGGAAGAAGAUGCAGUUACACCUUCCUUUUCUAGUAAGCUAGAAUCGAAGGAAAAGCAUGUACUCACCUCUAUCCUCUCUCCGCACCCGCCGUCCAAUAUUCUGCGCAAGUUACCAAAGGACGUCGAAGGGGCUUGUAUCCUAAUUGGCUACAUUCCCAACAUUACGCGACCGGUAGCGCAGUUCGUUCGCCUUGAACAAGCUCAGCUGAUGCCUGAUUUGCUCGAGGUACCAAUACCAACUCGAUUCGUUUUCGUGCUGUUCGUCCCCAUUGGACAUGUUGAGCAGAAUGCGGUGAUGAUAGGACGAUGUUUAGGCGCGUUAUUCGUUGAUGAAGUACGUGAGGAUUAA